This is a messenger RNA of Ananas comosus (pineapple), 408 nucleotides long. RefSeq names its product egg cell-secreted protein 1.4-like. Lineage: Eukaryota; Viridiplantae; Streptophyta; Magnoliopsida; Poales; Bromeliaceae. The record is from RefSeq and is a predicted model, not a curated record. Bases 1 to 408 code for a protein of 135 amino acids. The transcript has a single exon. Gene Ontology annotation, biological process: double fertilization forming a zygote and endosperm; regulation of protein localization to cell surface; regulation of double fertilization forming a zygote and endosperm. Gene Ontology annotation, cellular component: extracellular region; vesicle.
AUGGCUAAGUACUCUCUCUACGUUGUUACUCUCCUCUUUACUUUCAUUUCUAUUUCAAUGGCAGCCAAACUCCAAACUUUAGAAGAAGAAGAGAAGUUCAUCAAAAGCUUAGAACAACAAGCGAAGUUCUUCAUUCCUCCAGGAACAAUUUUUCCGAAUGUUGCAGAAUGUUGGCGAUCGAUAUUAAAGGUUGAGGGUUGCGCAACCGAUCUCUUCACCUCCUUCUUCACAUUCCAAUUUCGAUUGAGCCGCGGGUGCUGUGAGGCUGUGAAAGAGAUUGGCGAAAAGUGCUUUUUGAACAUCUUCUCCAACUUUCCUUUCAACCCACAAUUUCCCCCACUUCUUGAGGCAUUUUGCAGCACUAUAAAAGCUCCGAAGCGUAGCUCGUCGCCGCCACUUGCAUCAUGA